GCGUCAGGGACUCAAAGUCAAGUCAUCCAAAAAUCUAGAAAUAAAAUAGUUAUAUUUGUGAAAAUGUUAUUUAGAAUUCAUCAAAUAUGAUGGAUUCCCAUUUUAAAGACAUUGGGACUGUAGGUGAACUUAGGUAGAAACAUUUUAAAAUGAUUAUAUCAUAAAUCACUAGUAAAUUAACGACGAAAAGUGAUUUUAGUGUUUAAAAGUCAUAAGACUUGUGUCAUCUGUCUGCUCUUCCUUCAAGAUGGCUCCUUCACCGGAGUAUGAUAAGGAACCCAAAGCCCCUGAUAAAAGUGUCGUUAGCAUUUCCAGUGACGAUUCGAAAGUUCAUUAUAAUCACACGAAAGAACAGCCCACCAUUUCCGACCAAAAGUCUGCAGUAACCAACAAUGAUGUGGAGAAUAAACAUGUGGAGACGUUAGAUGACGGCCAGUUGCGUGCCUUGCUGGAUGAGGCUAUCACCUACAAGUGUCCCAAAGAUCGGGAGGGGAAAAGCAGUUUAUUUAAGGAGCUCCUUGAGGAGGUGGAGCAGGACGAGGAGGCGUGCGAGGCGGCGGCGCGCAGCUGCGGCGCGCGCGGCGGGCGGCGCAACCGCGGCCGCCGCGAGCACCACUCGAGCCUGCAGGACCUGGUGGCCGCGAUGGCCGCCGAGCCGGCGCCGCGCCGCCGCCCGCACCACCACCCGCACGGCGCCAGCAGCGUGUCCGCGCGCACGCACCACGGCGGCAGCCUGCCCUCCGGCGUCGACACAUCUUUCCUGCUAAGCGAGGAGCCGACACGCGGCGGCUACCUGGCCACAGUGCGCUGCGUGAACCCGCCGCCGCUCGCCGAGCGACGCGUGUCCGCCAGCGACGCCAACGCGCCGCCCGACGUUGAACUUGUUACCAGACGGAGUAAGCCAAUGUUCCCGAUGACGUACACGGCACGGGCGACGCUCGAGAUCGGCAGCGGCAGCGUGUGCUCGGGCCGCGCGGUCACCACCACCACCGCGUCCAACCAGGUUGACUCUGCUAUACCAUUUAGUUGCAUCACAACACCGGAGGUUGUGGCAAGUUGCAACACGACGUCCACUACACAGUCCACGGUCGCUGUCGAUCCGAAGCAACAGCCCCGCAACGUGUUAACGACGACCACCUUCAGCGGGCUGCCGCUCGCGCGGCCCAACUACGGCUCGACCGCCUGUUCGUCCGCGGACGAUUACAAGGUGCCUAUACUCACUGUGCACUACCGUUUACAGAAAUCUCUAGACGAAAACGGCAACGCGGUACACGGAUUCGGUUCGCCCGUAUCCGGAUCUAGUCAACACAAGAAGCCGCGGAGGAAAAAGUCAUCGAAAAACGAGACCGUCAUCAAGUCGCACCAGAUCGACGGUUACCAGGGCAACAAGGACCUGAACGAGGUGUUGCGUUUUAUCGAAUCGAACGCGGACGGCGCCCGCGCUCACAAGAUGGGGCGCAAACACAAGGACGACUGCGACGACAAGGGCAAGAAGCGCUCCGCCGAGCGGCGCAAGGACAAGGGCGCCAAGAUCACGCGCGCCUCCUCGCUCGAGGAGCUCUCGCGCACCAAGCUCGAGGACCUCACCGCCAAGGGCGCGCCCGCCAAGCCGGAGCGCCGCUCGUGGGGCGACGACGCGCGCGCCGCGCUGCUGCUGCCCGACGACGAGCUCACGGACUUCCAGACGGUCACCAAGCGCCGCAAGCCGCGCCGCCGCGCCGACGAGCUGCCGCCCGCGCCGCGCCCGCGCCCCGCGCGCCGCGCCUCGCCCUCCGCGCCCUCCGCGCCGCCCUCCGACCGCUCCAACGACUCCAACGACGACCUGGACUCGGUGCACUCGCUGCCCGCCGACGCGCCGCAGUCGCGCUCCAAGCCGGCGCCACCCGCGCCCUCCGCGCCCCCCGCGCCCCCGCCACCGCCGCCCGCGCCGCCCGCCGUCCCCGUGCCGACCGCUUCGUACGCGGACAUCGCGCGCACGCGGCACAACAUCCCCGACUUGAUCGAGUCGUGCAACUUCUACGCGGAGGGCGACGGCGAACAGAAACAGGAGCCGCCGCCGCCUAACCCGAAAAUCACCCCGCCCGUCGCCGCCGACGCCGUCGAUUAUCCGGCUCUGAACGCGAGGCGGCCCCGCGACAAGCCGGCCGCGCCGCCCGCGGCCCGCGUUCAGCGGAAGGAGCGACCGGAGGCGGGCCGGCCGGCCGACAUGCCCGCGCCGGACGUGGUCGCGGACCGGCGGCCGCCCGUCAUUCUGCUCGACUCGGAGGCUCGGCCGCGGGACAUGGAUGGCGUGACGUUCGGGUUCGACAUCAACGAGCAGCUGCUGAGCGGGCCCGCGCGCCGCCCGCGCUGCGACCUGCUGCGCGACGCGCCCGAGGGGCGGGACGAGCGCGGGGCGGCCGCGGGCGCGGGCGGGGGCGGGGCGCGCGGCGGGCUGGCCGUGCGCGCGGGCUGCCUGGCGCUGCGCUACGUGCCGCCCGACCCGCCCGCCGACACCGCGCAUCUGCACCAGAUCAUCGACUAUGUUGGAUCCGCAUGGGAGGACGUGGUGCGAUGCGGCGGUGGCAAGGUGCGCUACUUCAUCGAGUAGCCGCGCCCUGAGCCACGCAGCGCUCGGGCAGCAAGUGGCGCGAGCCCGACAGACUAUAGUGUAGUGUGUGACACGCGAAUGAACUUUUCGUACGCAGUGUUCGUGCGCAGAGUACGCGCGCAUUGUACGUACGCAGUGUACGGUCCCGUCUCGAACACGGAGCGGCGCCGCGUCCGCGUGUCAAUGUUCUGCUUCUCGAGUGUCGAGUACAGUGUACAGUGUGGAAGGCAGUGUAUCUAGUGAAGUGAUCCUCUGUGCAAUAAGAGCUUCCGCUUGCGUGCGAUCGCGCCGCGCCUCGACGUUUGCGACUUCGCUUUUAAUCCAAAAAUAUAUCAUAGUGUGGCAUCGCUGUGAACACUUUCCUUUUCGCUUUGUAAAUAAGUGUUAGAGAUCCUAGAGCUUAUUUGGAGCAUUUAAUUAUUUCCUUUUCUGUGUCUACUGAAAUCUCGGCUAGAAGUGUCGCCUUGGGAGGAGGGAAUGCAACAGGUGCUAAACCUCUGUCUACGAUGGCUGAAUUCAGCUCAUAUUGUGCUGGGUUAAUUUAUGGGACAGGCAGAAAUGCCUGAUGGACAUUUUCGUUUUAUUUGAAAGCAUGCUUAUGUUGUUUAUUUUGCUUGAGUUUUGUUAUAUAAUCACAAUUAUAUAUAUAGGGUCUCUCUAACUAUAUUAGCUACUUGUAUCUUAUUUUGUUAUGUAUUUUUUAAGUUUUACUAUUUUAUACUAAAGUUUGGUUUAUAUAGUGUUAUAUAUGAUACAUAAUAUUAUAUAAUACAAAAAGUUUUAUUCACAUUUUAAAUUGUAAGAGUUCAUUUUAUUAUCACUCAAAUAUGUACUACAUAUUUAACUAUACUAUAUUCCCCACUUUUGUGUUUGCUAAUAUUCCUAAAACAUUAAAUUUACUGUAUAAGUAAUGUUUCUAUACAAUAUUUUCUUUUUGUUGUGGGACUCAUCAUAUAAUUAAGAUAAAUUAUGGUUAUUUUACUACAUUGUUCGUAAAUGUAAUGUAACGUUUGUGCAGCCUGAGGCGACAAGUAUUCCACUUUAUUAAUAAUUGUACACAAAGUAUACAAGAAACAUGUUCUAUGUUAUAUACAGAAAUUCAAACAUUAAAAACAAAGAUACUGCCUGUGUUUCAAUUUUUUAAUCUUAAUGAUUCAAUGUUUAAACAUUACCUCUCAUUUUCUAUAAGAUAUAUUUGGGAUAUAUUUAUAACCUGGCUAAAUAGAUGGCUUUACAGUUCUACUUGAAAAAUAAUUUUCAGUUGUUAAAUAGACUUGUUACUGAUUAGUUAAUUAUUUAUCGAUUCAAAGCUAGUCGGAAAAUAUUUCAGUUUGUCAGAAGCAUAUUAUUUUUAUAAGUAUAGAUAUUAUUGAUUGCUAAAAAAUUUGUUCAUGUAGUCGAAAGUGUAUGUCUAGUAAUUAAAUCGUGUUAAUAUGUCGUAAAAUAAAUUAUUAAUGUCUAUUGUAAGCAUAGAAUAAUACCUAAAUGUGAAAUUAUGUAAAUAAAGCUCAGUCAUUAAUAAGUCUCGCAGAGGACUUUAAGUACAUCAUAUCUUGAUUUUACUUUCCUAUCGAUCCUAAGGUUAAUAUCAAGUUUGUCGUUAUAAAUGGGUGUGUAAUAAUUGUCGUACUAUAUUAUAUAUUUCAAACAUUCUGUGUAGACAUAAUUAAGAAUUUUACUUCUAACACAUUCUUAGAACCAUUUUAAAGUAUGAUGAGCUGAUUUUAAAUAGUAUAUCGAAAAAUUAAUGUUUAACCCUAUUCAUCUUAAAUUUAUUUAAAUGUGCAUUGUAGCGAUUUUAAAAUUUGAGCUUACAUGUAACUAUAACUUCUCCCUAAGAAUAUAAGCCCAGGGAACAUUUUCAAUUGUGUCAACACUUUGGGAACUGAAAUAAUCUAAGAUUAAUACAUAAAAUUAUUCAAUUAAUGUGUGACAUAAUCUCACACAAAUCUUACAAAUCGAACAACUUAAUAUAUUUACAAUGCAAUACACAAAGUAUCCAUAUUCAUAUCAUUCUAAUACUUUUAAAAUCAAGGCUAGCUGAAUUUAAUACAAGUUCAAAAAAUAACUGUAUAUAACAAACAUCUGAAUUGUAUAUUCACAUAAUAUGAGCUGUUUAAUCAUGUUGAGAGAUAAACUGCCUUCUUUUUUGGAUGUUAAAGUCUUGAUAUUAACUGAUAUUUAACAUGGUUAUUGAUCAAUGUCCGUCUUUUCGUUUUUUUCAUAUUCCAUGAUGUCAUUUAAUGAAAUUAAACAUCAUUAAAACAAAAUUUUCUCAAUAUUUUAGGCAUUGCGUGAGUUACUUGCUUUUUUAAUUUACUGCAUAUAAGAAAAAUUGUCUGUGAGUUCUCGCAAUUAUUGUGAAUGGUAACAUUUGCAUUGUUUCGUUAAUGUGUUGUUAAACUUGUGUGUUUAAUCAUUUUUUAGUAAUAUUAAUGGGAUAUUUCUAAAUUAAUUGGAACCAUGAUCUUUUAAAUUUAUAUAGCAAGUACACACAAAUUCAGUGUAUAUAAGUGUCAUUAUUACAUUUGUAGACCAGCAUUUAAUAAAAAUAUAAAAAAAAACAAGACUAAGAAAAGAUGCACUUAAUUUUUGAAGAAGUUAUUACUUAAGUCAUUUGUAUAUGCUAGAAUUUCUUGUAACUUUUGUAAGGGCUUUGAGAGUUUGGAGUUGACCUCGUUUUUAUAAACAGACACAUUUCUGUUAAUUUGAAAUAUAAACUCACUUUGUGUAACAUACUAUGCUUUUAUAUUGUUAAAGGUUUUCAUUUAUUUCAUGAACAGAAGCUCAUAUCAAAGGUAUAGAAAUAAAAUAAUUUAUUAUUUCUUUUCCUUGUAAAAUAUGUAAAUAGAUACGCGAAAACUAUUUUAAUUUUUAUCAUACUAAGUGAUCGGUAUUAGUUAUUGUAGAAAAGGUCUCAGGGCUAGUUUUACGAGAGCUCUGGCAGGUACUGCUUCCAAAAAAUUACCAAAAUUAAUUAUCUAUAUUAAAUACAUGAAAUACAAUUUACUUUUUGUUUUAUAAAUAUAAAUCGAUAGAAAUCUUAUAUAAUAAAUAAAUGACUAUAGUCAAUUUAUAGUAUUGGUUUUGUUAUUAUUUUGUACUUAAAAAUGUAUUUAGCUAAAUUUUAUGUAAUUUGUAAAAAAAUUCAACCAUUUAGCAAAAAAAAAAAAAACUUGCCGGUUUCACAGCUUCUGGAUAUGUUCUGUUUAACUCAUCUCUCAAGUAGAACAACACCAAAUAAAUUAAGAAAAUUAACAUCAAAAAGUGUUAAAUACGAUAUCAGGAACCUUAUCAUCAAGUUGUGAAACCGGAUCUUAAGCACCUUCAUUGUAUCUAUUGAAGGAAAGCAGACCUCGCCAGCUCUGUAUAAAAUGCUUGGAUUUAAUGUCAUGUUUCAAAACAAAGCUUUUUCAUUUAUUAUGCUCUACUUCUUGAGAUCUAAAAUAAUUUGUGUUAAAGAGGUUUAUAAAAAAUGUAUAAAAAUAGAAAAAUUUGAGCUCAUGUAUGUAUUUAUAUUCCCUUUGUAAGAAUGAGUGAUAUCGCUUUGAAAAGCUAUGGGCGAAGUAUAAAUGUAUAAAACAAAAUAAUUAAACGGAAAUAAACCUUUGUUCGUCUCAUUCUCUGCUAUCAAUUGUGUCAAAACUAUACUUACUGAGUGACUUAUACACCAUUUAAAAUACAUUGACCACCAAUUUGGUAGUUAUUUUUAAUGUACUCAGGGAUUGAGACAAUUAUUGAUGACAAACAUUUAUUUUAUAUCGAUAUAUGGAUAAUUUAACUGAUUUACACCUAACUUUCCCGAUUCUAUAUUUUUACUCUGUUUCAUAUAGUUAUUAUAAAAUAUUUAAUGAUCGAAUAAAGAAGUCUUUAUUUAUACCUAAUAUAAUAUGUAUUUGUUUUAUACGUACGUAAAAUGCAAAAACGCGUUUACCUUCAAAGUUACUAUAUUAUCUUUAUUUUAAGAUUAAAACAGAGUAAAAGUUUAGCAACGUUUUUAAACUGUAAAUGAUUUAAUUAUAUAAACCAUGCUGUAACCAACUACAAUUUACAGAUAUGUACUUUUUCACUGUUUCCGUUUUCUUAAUAAAAAUGUUGAAAUGA
This is a messenger RNA of Colias croceus (clouded yellow), 6694 nucleotides long. RefSeq names its product actin cytoskeleton-regulatory complex protein pan1-like. The record is from RefSeq and is a predicted model, not a curated record. The transcript is spliced from 9 exons. NCBI's taxonomy places the organism in Eukaryota, Metazoa, Arthropoda, Insecta, Lepidoptera, Pieridae. The coding region runs from base 248 to 2590 and encodes 780 amino acids.